This is a messenger RNA of Macrosiphum euphorbiae (potato aphid), 795 nucleotides long. The record is from the annotation of a GenBank genome assembly. NCBI's taxonomy places the organism in Eukaryota, Metazoa, Arthropoda, Insecta, Hemiptera, Aphididae.
AUGGCAAGAAAAAUAAAACAGUUGGGUUCAUGUAGAAGAAAGUGUAAUGAACUGUUUAAGGAUGAUGAUAGAAAAAUUAUUUUUGAAGAAUAUUGGAGUAUGGGAGAUUAUGCAAAGAGAGUUUCUUAUGUAAUGGCCCUUAUAAAUCUAAAACAAAAAAUGACUGAAAGAAAAAAAGUGGAUAUUUCUGAAAAGCAAAGAAAUAGAACAUUUUCUAGAGAGUACUUCUUGCGUAUUAAUGGAGAAAAGAAAAAAAUUUGCUGUUCUUGUUUCUUAAGUACUUUGGGUGAAACAAAAGGGUUUCUCAAUACAGUAGUGGCAAAGUGCAUUUCAUCAAAAUCAGGUAUACCUCAAAAUGAUUUGAGAGGUAAAAGAGAACCACACAACAAGCUGUCUGAGCAAGAUUUAAAAAAUGCUAAGGAUCAUAUACUAAGUAUUCCUUCAUAUGAAAGUCACUAUUCUAGGCGUGAUACUAGCAAAAGAUACCUUCCAUCACAUUUUACAUUGUCAAGUUUAUAUGAACAGUAUAAACAAACAACAGAUACACCAAUCGGCCGUCCAAAAUAUGAAGCCAUUUUCCAUGAUUUAAACCUGUCUAUAAAAAAACCAAAAAAGGACACUUGUAAUAAAUGUGAUACUUUCCAUAUGCGCAUAAGUUUGGCAGAUGGAGAUGAAAAAGAAAAUUUGCAGAUAGCGUUUAGGGAUCAUUUAGAACAAGCUGACAUGGGAUAUACUUCAAAAGCAGAAGAUAAGAAGAAGCUAAAACUGAUGAAAAAAAAGAAAAAAAAGUACUGA